Molecule: messenger RNA, 642 nt
Organism: Mucor mucedo
Lineage: Eukaryota; Fungi; Mucoromycota; Mucoromycetes; Mucorales; Mucoraceae
Exons: 3
Coding region: 1-642 (213 amino acids)
Source: RefSeq, a predicted model, not a curated record
AUGAUCACGAACAAUAAUAUUGCAGAGCAAAGACAUUAUAUUCAAAAGCAGCGAAGAGCUUUUGUUAGAGACGACAUAUUGGAUCAAGGUUAUAAAAAUGCAGAAACUAGUUUGGCAAAUGAUACCAAUUCUGUGGACAGAACAGAAGUACCUGAAGAACAAGAAUCACCUAGACAGAAGAAAAGAAAAAGUUUCUCUGGUGUAACAAGAGAGGGACAUAGUAGACAGAGGAGACAUCAACGGGAAAAAUUGUUAGUUUAUUGGAGAUCAAUUCUUCACUUUUCAAACGCAUUAGAACACUUGUCAUCAACUUCCUGUCGCGUCAACAAGUUGAAUUUAUCAAUCACUAUCACAAAAAUCAUCGAUAGCACCAUUAUGCAUACAACUUUUAAAGAAGUCAGCAUCCCUGUUCCAGAAAAAAGCGGUGGAGCUAUUGCAGAUUAUAUAUCAGUAGUCAUGUCAUUAAUGAGAACCAUAGUGAAGAACAUUGACAUUAUUGAAACCAUUCUCCAAAUCAUCCAUGAAGAUAAUUUGAAUUUCCUGGCUCCAAAUGUCUCACUUGUAUAUGAAUCUGAUUCAGAUAGCAGCACUGACAGUACCAUAUCGACAUCUUCAAAUUCGAGAGAAGAAGCAAGAAUUUAG